AUGUCAAUUAUCAAUCAUCAAAACGAAUUCGAUGAAGCUAAACAUGUUGAAGAAUUACAAAAUCAAUUACAAAAUGCUCUUCAAAAAGAAUAUCAAUCUUAUUCAUCACCAUCAUCUGAAUUAUCACCAUUAUCUGAAUUUAAUUCAUCAUUGGUAUCAACUAAUGAAAAUCAAUUAACUGAAAAUGAAUAUGAUUUUUGGUCUGGUAUGAAUAACGAUUAUUCUUGUGCAUCAAUUGAAGCUUGUCAUGAUCAGUUAUUAACUGAAGAUGAAUCAACUCCAUCUGAUGCAUCAACUCCAUUAGAUCAAGAUCAGGAUAUUAUUACUAAACUUUUAUCUUAUUCAAUUCCCUCUUCAAAUACAACAACUGCACCUUCAACUGCUGGUGGUAGUGAAAUUACAAAAUUAUCAUCAAUUUUAAAUCCUACAACUGGCCCUACAUUUUCAAGUUUUUCAGUUCAAUCUUCAAGUGCUACUGCACCUUCUAUUGCUGGUAGUGAAAUAAAAUUAUCAUCUACUUCAAAAAUUAAAACUACAUUUGGUCCAGUCGUUUUAAUAGGUAUUGAUUUAAAAAAGAAUCUUUUAAAAAGAUAUACCAAGAAUACAAUCACUCAAAUUAAGUUAUGUGAUUCAGAUUUAUACUGCGAUCAUUGUUCAAUCAAAUUUAAUGAUUAUCUUGAUUUAAUUAAUCAUUGUAAUGAAUUUCAAUUAAUGAAUUUACUUGAUAAAAGGUGGAAUAAAUGUCCAGUUAAAGAAUGCCCAUUACAUUUAAUUGGAUCAAGAAAAAAAGCAGAUAUGAGGCAUCAUGUUCAUCAACAUCAUGUUGUAAUGGGGUUAAUUCCAAAGAAGUAUAAAAAAUAUGAAACUGAUAUUAAAGAAUUAUUAUUUGUUUGUGAUUAUUGUUCAAAGGGUUUUUAUAGAAGUGAUUCAUUAACUAGACAUGUUAAAUUAGUUCAUGAAAAGAAAAAGGAAAAAAUGGUUAUUAAUUAA
Molecule: messenger RNA, 990 nt
Organism: Insectozyma verbasci
Lineage: Eukaryota; Fungi; Ascomycota; Pichiomycetes; Serinales; Debaryomycetaceae
Source: the annotation of a GenBank genome assembly